AUAGCCACGUACAAAACAAAUAACAUCAGACCAUGAGACUGACAUUUACAAAUUCGAAUCGAAAACUUGUCUUCUUAUUUACAGGGAUUAUAUAAACGUAAAAACCCGUUUAUCUCAAUUUAUCAAGUGUAACCUUUCAGUUACAUCCAACAAGGGAUCCAACUAUAUAAAUUGAAACGCACGUCCAGUUGGAAAACACAGUCUAUAAUUCCGACCAACUAAAGAAUGGCGCAUUUUUCUGUAGCGUCACUCACCCAAGUUGUUUUGUUGUUGGUUUUCAUCUGCUGGACGCCGAGUUCGACUGGCGCUGCCUUUUCCUUGGAGGAAGAAUUCCUACAACUGAAGGAAAAUUAUAUUCAAAUGAAACAAAUCGUGAAAAGUUUGGAAUCGACAGCGAUAGAACAGCAGACAAAAGUGAUACAACUGGAGGCCAAAGUGACACAACUGGAGACGCAAGGCGAACUAAAUAAUAAACUGAGACAAGAUUUGGCAUUGAAAGUAACUCAACUAGAAGCCAAAAAUGUCCAACUGGAAGUCAAAAUUGGAAAACUGGAGGCCAAAGUUGAACAACAAGAUUCGCUUUUGACUUCCCUUUUACGAGAGAAAAAUGAACGUACAGCAGCAGCAAGUGAUUAUGUUCCAAUUAGCAAUAAUCAAUCGGCUGUUGCCAUCAACGGACUGCCGUCUUCGUGCGGGGAUCUCAAAAUGAUGGGCCACAUUUGGAGCGGAUUUUAUUCCGUCAUGGGAUUGGCGAAAAUGGAAUCAGUUUACUGCGAUUUCUCUAAACUCCCUGACGAUGCGGGUUUUGAGAAAUGGAUCGGGUACGCCGACGUCAAAUCGGCGCCCGUCCAUUUCUACGUCCAGAGAAAUUCUUCGUUUGACAUAACUAACACUCCGAUUCCGUUCUCGAUGGCGUUGGUGAACGAGGGAAAUGCCAUGGAUUUGGCGUCUGGGAUAUUCACGGCACCGCGACCGGGAAUUUAUUUUUUCUCUUUCGCAGGAACGGCGCGUCUUUCUUCUUCAUCAUCUUAUGUUGGGUUUUAUUCUCAUCUUUAUUUGAACGGGAAUAUAAUCGGGUCGAGUUAUGAUCAAGAGACUUACGCCCCCGUUGAUCAAAGGAGUCCGUUGACCCUCCAGUCGACGCUGAAUUUGAAAAAAGGCGAUCGAGUCUGGGUAACAAUUGAUUAUUCUGGUUCAUCCUCGGCUUUGUGGGACAACAGUUUCGACCACUUGACCCAUUUCACGGGUUUCAUGUUGGAGGAGGAAAUUGCGGCGUCCCUUUGA
Daphnia pulicaria is the source of this 1284-nucleotide messenger RNA. RefSeq lists its product as uncharacterized. Bases 226 to 1284 code for a protein of 352 amino acids. NCBI's taxonomy places the organism in Eukaryota, Metazoa, Arthropoda, Branchiopoda, Diplostraca, Daphniidae. The transcript has 4 exons. Gene Ontology annotation, molecular function: protein binding. The record is from RefSeq and is a predicted model, not a curated record.